Messenger RNA from Pectinophora gossypiella (pink bollworm), 1796 nucleotides. RefSeq lists its product as uncharacterized. Gene Ontology annotation, molecular function: protein dimerization activity; RNA polymerase II cis-regulatory region sequence-specific DNA binding; DNA-binding transcription factor activity, RNA polymerase II-specific. Gene Ontology annotation, cellular component: nucleus. The record is from RefSeq and is a predicted model, not a curated record. Gene Ontology annotation, biological process: regulation of transcription by RNA polymerase II; mesoderm formation. The coding region runs from base 262 to 963 and encodes 233 amino acids. NCBI's taxonomy places the organism in Eukaryota, Metazoa, Arthropoda, Insecta, Lepidoptera, Gelechiidae. The transcript is spliced from 5 exons.
UGCACGUGAGGGAAGCACGAAAAAUUCUCAAAUUCUUUACAAUUAGAAAGUAAAUUCAGUGUAACAAGUAGAUAUUUUUAUACAAAAAGUGCCGUUUUCAUAAAGUAAUUUUGAAGGUAGUUGUAUUCUUAGAGUGUUGGACUAAACAGUUGGUACCAACCGUACCGUCAAAAGCGACAGUUCGAAAACGAGUAAAUAACAAAGCAAACGGAAACCAAAUUCAUUGCAUGGCAGCCAUAAUCCUUUCUUAAUAAAUUAAACAUGUACAAUCAAUACGACGAUGAAGCCCCAAUACCGUUAAUCGCAAACUAUACAGUAGUCAAAGAAGAUGACCAAGAAACAGAAGAGAAAAGAGAAGAAGACAGAGUAAUUCUAGAAAUUGGCAGGCAAGACGAUAAGCCUAAGGAAGAACACACCUUCUCCCACAAGAAGUAUGAUAAGACCAUAUCGCAUCACAGGACUUAUGUGCUAGAAGAUUACUCUGAACCGAGAAGAGUCAAUUACUUCAGGCCGCAUGAAUUGGAUACUCCUGCGUCGGAAGGUGGCAGGUUCUACGAUCAAGAGUACAGAGAGACCCCGGCGCGGGUGCUCGAGGGUACCAACUCCGAGUCCUCGCUGGAGUACCAUGAUCACCAGGAACACAAAGGCAGUGACGACCAGGAUGCCCUCGGCUGGAAGGAACGAGCUAUGCAGUUGGAAAAAGAGUACAAGAAGACAGCAUGUGACCGCGAGCGCACACGCAUGCGCGAUAUGAACCGCGCUUUCGACCUGCUCCGCUCGAAGCUGCCCGUCACCAAGCCCUCCAAGAAGAAAUACUCCAAGAUAGAGUGCCUCAGGAUAGCAAUAUGUUACAUCAGACACUUGGAGUACAUGCUAGCGGGAGGCGCUCCGGACGACAACCCGGCCGUCUUCGAACUUCACGCCUCCGACAUGCGGAGGAGGCAGCACAGAUAUUCACAGUAACAUAUCGAACUAAACAUUUGAAACUUACACGGUACAUAGGUACAAGUGUCUUGUGAACUUUGUGAAGAAGUAGGUAGGUACGUUGAGUAUUACUAAGUUGCCUGAAAGAAAUUGCUAUUUAGUAAUAAGGCCGCCUAUUGUACUCUUUCCAUUUGUCUUUUGUUUUGUAUUUCUCUAUUUCCAGUGUGUACAAUAAAGUAUUUGUUAUGUUAUUCUUACGAGUACGGUCCCGAGUACUAAUAUGUAUAGUAUACACUUAGACACCAUGUCCCAUUAAUUUUUUUGACAAAUUAAACCAUAAGUCUCGUUAGAUGUCAAAUAUGAUAAUGCGACAGGGUUCUAAAGUGGGUACAUGAUAUUGCUCGUGACUGUACAUGCUCGUGUAAUUUGAAUGCAAUUUUGAUUCAUAAGAAAUAAGCGGCCAUAUUGUGCAAUAGUAGUGUCUGCAAGGAUAAGGAAUAUUUCCAAAAGAAGACAGAUAAAAAAAUAUUAAAAAUAAAUAAAAUAAAAAUAAAAAUCAUUUAUUUUUACAUAGGUUUUGCGCCUCUACUACCGGGAAGGUUAUCCUGUGUUUCAAAAUGGGUACUUUCCUGGAAAUGGGAAAUCAGAAUCAUUUAUUCAACACAAUUAUCAUGGAUAAACUUGUUGAAGGUCAAUGUAACAUUUUUGAAUUUACGUCAUUUCGCAAGGUGUUAUGGCUGAUGAGAAGAAAUGACAAGAAACUGCAACAGCAACACAUCUUUUAAAUCAAUGAGGGUACAUUACAAGUUAUUGGGACAUCAGUGUUCAUGAUGAUGUAAUUGGGAACUUAUUCAGAAAGAAAUAAAACAGUA